Anthostomella pinea is the source of this 1257-nucleotide messenger RNA. The record is from the annotation of a GenBank genome assembly. NCBI's taxonomy places the organism in Eukaryota, Fungi, Ascomycota, Sordariomycetes, Xylariales, Xylariaceae.
AUGGAGAAAGGGGGGAAGCCAGCAUCAUCCGGGCCGCCGGGGUUCAACCCAGCCGACUUCCCCGACGGCGGGCGAGAGGCGUGGUUAGUGGUCUUCGGCGGCUUCCUGGCGCUGUUCUGCUCCUUCGGCCUCGUCAACUGCGUCGGCGUCUUCGUCGAGUACUACGUCAACGGGCCGCUGGCCGGCUACAGCAGCUCGGCCGUGAGCUGGAUCACGUCGCUGCAGGUUUUUGUCGUGACGGGUUCGAACGCUUUUGCUGGCCGUAUCUUCGACAACUACGGGCCCCGCUACCUCCUCAUCUUCGGCACACUUGUCUACGCCUUUGGCCUGAUGACGGUGUCGCUGUCCACAGAGUACUACCAGUUCAUCCUGGCGCAGGGCGUCGUCAGCGGGGUCGGCGCCAGCGCAGUCUUUAACUGCGGCACCAACUCGGUGCUGAGCUGGUUCCCCCGCUACCGCGCGUACGCCCUCGGCAUCAUGGUGUCGGGCUCCUCGUUCGGCGGCAUCGUCCUGCCCAUCAUGAUGACCAAGCUCAUCCCGGGCGUCGGCUUCCCCUGGACCAUGCGCGUGCUGGGCUUCAUGGUGCUCGUGCUGUGCGGCAUCAGUUUUCUGACGAUCAAGUCCCGCCUGCCGCCGCGGCCGAAGCCGUUCCGCGUCCAGGAUUACUUGACCCCCUUUUUGGAGGUCCGGUACUCGAUUGUCGUCGCGGCCUCGUUCUUUGUGUUUUGGGGCUUCUUGCCGUUUAGCUACCUGACGCUGCAGGCGCAGCAUCAGGGUAUCGACGCGACGCUUGUGCCCUACAUCUUGCCCAUUCUCACCGCGUGCAGCAUCCCCGGCCGCAUCAUCCCGGGCUUCCUGGGCGACAAGCUCGGCCGCUUUAACAUGAUGAUCCUGAUCACUGGCCUAUCGGGGGUGAUCACGCUGGCGCUGUGGAUCCCGGGGCAGUUGACGGCGGCGACGCUCGUCUACGGCGCCGUCUACGGCUUCGCUUCGGGCGGCUACAUCUCGCUGCUGCCAGCCGUCAUCUCCCAGAUCAGCAGGAUCCGCCAGAUCGGCACGCGCAACGGCAUGUCUAUGCUCGUCGGGUCGCUGGGCGGGCUGACCGGGUCGCCAAUCGGCGGCGCUAUCGUCGCCGCGCAGGGCGGCGGCGGCUACCUCGGCUUGCAGCUGUUCUGCGGCUUGAGUCUGACGGUUGGGAUGGCGCUGUUCUUCGCGGCUCGGACUGUGCAGAUUGGCGUGAAGGUUGUGAAGAUUUAG